Molecule: messenger RNA, 582 nt
Organism: Rangifer tarandus platyrhynchus (Svalbard reindeer)
Lineage: Eukaryota; Metazoa; Chordata; Mammalia; Artiodactyla; Cervidae
Source: the annotation of a GenBank genome assembly
AUGGCUUCCAGCCCUCUGCUCCUGAGUGCGGAGGAGAACAGAGCUCUUAGUGAGACUCAGAUCCAGGGAGAGAAAACACUCUGGGGUUUUCUCAGAGAAGGAUUCCCGCACGUGAGGGCCCUGAGUCCCUUCCUCCAGCUGCUCCUCUCUCGGCCCAGUCUACGCCCCGCCCUCAGGGGCUCCCGAGUGGAAGCCACGCUCUCACCCGAGAUGGGCCGCGGAGAACCCAGGAUCCAGAAUUUCUACCGCCUCAGGCUCUGGGUUGACCUUUCUGGGCCCGAGGUCCUGGGAGCAGAGGAGUACACCCUGGGGCACCAGCAAACAUCAGGGCCAGGUCAUUCUGAUGUCCUUAAGACAGAGCCUCUGGCAGGGCCUUUGAUGAUGCUCAGCUUGGAGUCCUGUGCCGACCCCAACGGAUCCACCGCUGUGACAGCCUCGGCGACUCCCCAGUGUUCACGUUCACCAGCACGAGGAGCCUCCCAGAGCCCGCAGCACAGGCUCUCGCGAGAAGCUGCCCCUAGUUCCCGUGUGGAACAGGCCAAACAUCGCGAGAAACAUCGCGAGAAACAUCGCGAGAUCUGA